AUUAUUUCAAAAAAAUAAUUACGUCCUGACAAUUAAAUUAUCUGGAUCCAUUUCAAAUGCUAAAACAAACCUAUAUCGUAUUGAACCAUUGAUUCUUUAAUUACAAGGUGUAGUCGGUGUGUAUCACCUCAACGACACGACUUAGACUGUAUGUGGGUCAGCGUCAUCAAGUUCGCAGACGACAAGAAAACAAAUCACAGAAGUAAGCCGUACGCGAGUGUAGAAGUCGUCAACGACUGUGCGUGUCCGCUUUGUGUAGCAAGUCCGGAAGUACAUAAACGCGUAGUUUGCGUGGCCCAUACAGUGCAUGUAAUCAAAACAGGAAUGGUGUAAUAAUUGAAAAUAACCAAAAUGCCAGCAGGAACGACCAAGAAUUUGACUGCCAUUGAGGCACUGGAGAAGAUCCAAGACAAUGUGGAGAACUUUGAGGAUAUUGGUGCAUCAACACAAGAAGUUGACUUCAUGAAAGAUUUUUUUGACAAUGAAGCCUUGGGUGCUCUUUUGGAAAUGUAUGAUGACCUGACAAUGGACGAGUUACCUGAUCCCCAAGAAGAGGACACAAAAGACCUUUAUCGAGGUGUUCUUGAUGCUGUGUCUGCUCGAGCUGCCUCAAACUCAAAAGCUGAUGAACUAAGGAAGAUUUUAGAGAAUCCACAUUUUCAGGCUCUGAUGAAAUCACAUGAUGACGUUGCUCAGGAGAACUAUGGCAUCGUUGACCCCAAAUCCUUGACCCUUCCAGCCCCUCCACCUCCAGUCUUUGGUGCUGCAGCUGAAGAGUACCGCUUUGUUACUAUUAGAAAACAAGGGAAAGAACCUCUUGGCAUAACCGUAAACUUAGAUGAAAACAAUGAUCUUACUAUUGCUCGAAUCCUUCAGGGAAGCCUUGCAGACAAACAAGGGCUACUGCGUACGGGAGAUAAAGUACGUGAGGUAAAUGGUACUGAAGUCUUCACUCCUGAGGAUAUGAUGAUCCUCUUGAAAGAAGCAUCAGCAUCUGUCACCAUGAAAGUUGUUCCAUCGUACAACAGUUCAGCUCCAACAGAUGAGUUCUUUGUCCGUUCCAACUUCAACUAUGACCCCAUGAAUGAUCGUCUGAUUCCGUGCAAGAAGGCAGGUCUGCCUUUUAGACAAGGAGAUAUUCUACAAAUUGUGAGCACUACAGAUGAAAACUGGUGGCAGGCACGGUCACUUGCUGUCUCAGAUGGGCUAGUUGGUCUUAUCCCCUCAAGCACUCUCCAGGAGAAGAGGAGUGCAUUUGUACAACCAGGACUGACAAACACAAAGACAGAUUUAUUGUGUGGACUAAAGGUGAAGAGGAAAAAGCACAUCAAGUACAACUCCCAGGAUACCACAGUCUUUGACAACUGUGACAUCAGAGUCUAUGAGGAGGUGACCCUGGCAAAUUAUCACACACGAGUUCUCGCUCUUGUGGGAUCAAAAGGAGUGGGAAAGCGGUCACUCAUCAAUGAACUUGUCAAGAACAACCCCACGAGAUUCCAGGCUCCUACUCCUUAUACAUCCCGGCCUAUGGGGGAUAAUGAUGUUGAUGGGCGUGGCUAUUUCUUUGUGCCACGAGAGCUAAUGGAAAGAGAAAUUCGGGAGAGCAAGUACCUGGAUUACGGAGAGUUUGAUGGAGAGCUGUAUGGCAUCAAAUUCAGCACGAUCCGAGAGAUUAUUAAGAGAGGAAGAGUCUGUGUGAUGGGUGUUAGUCCAACAGCAUUGAAGGUGAUUAAGUCACCUGAUUUUCAGCCUUUCAUAGUUUUUAUCGCUGCUUCGAGUGUUGAGGCACAGAAGGUCAUGUAUGAAAAGCACAAAGAAAUGAUGGAGGAGGCUUUGGAAGGUAGACGCAGAAAGUCGACACGACCCACCAUAAACGAACUUUUUCAGGAGGAACUUUUCAUAGCAACACUGAAAGAAAGUAGACAAAUAGAGAAAGUCUACAGGCCGUACUUUGAUGACUCUAUCGUCAAUGAUGACUUUGACACUACCUACAAGUUUUUGCUGACUACCAUGGACAAUCUUCAUCAGGGAGCCAAGUGGAUCCCUGUGGAGUGGAAGGAAUAGAUGAUAAAUAGACCCCUGUCACAGAACUGAAAGUCCCAUUACAUCACAUGCAGAAUUAUCAAAUGGUUGAGAUACAUUGCAGUGGAAUUCUUGUCCACACCUUUGGGUUUGACAUCCUGUGUGUAGUUUCUUGAAGUCUGUUGGAGAUAUUGAAAAUAUGCAGUCAUGUUCUCUUAUUGUUUUGCAAGUUGACCCAUAACUAACUAGCUGAAUGGUUACUGGUCAGCUUGAAGUUAAUCUCUUUGAAGAGUUUUAACAGUCAGAAAAUAUUUUUUAUUUUAUAUUUUUAUCAUCAAGUGACGUUAUAACGGGCAGUUUUAAAAUACAUCUGCUAAAGUGUUUUACCCAUGAUGUAGUAAUUUUUAUUAAAUGGUUGCUUCAGGUUGAAAUUUUUCCAGGGCUUUUAAAAACUGUUUAAGAAUGAAAUGAAUGACAUUUGGGCCAAGGUAUCACAUGACCGCCAUUAUGCAUUGCUUCUCACUGUCUCUGUCAUUUACUGACCUCCUCAUCUGUCAUCUCUGCAACUUACAAUGCCUUGCUGACACCCAAGCACAGUGUGACAGAACAAUACAUUUCCUAGAAAUAAUGACUGCAAUAGAAUAGUAAUAAAACACACAUGCAGUCUUGGAAGGUGAUUUUGGUGAAGGGUGAUAGUAAACAGGAGUUUGCAGGGGUUUUUCUUGUGGAGUUAAAGCUCCUUGGGUCUGCUGCCGUCCAGUUCAUUUUUAAAAAUUGAUUUUAGCCUGGCCUUUUAAUCUCUCUCUGUCUAAUGGCAGCUUUUUUCAUCUUUGACCUUGUGUUUUUCUUUCCUUGGCAAAAGCUCCAUCAAACUAUGCAACACUUUUUUUAACGUUUCAGUUGAAAUUCAUCAUUGAAAAUUUACCAUCCUAAUGAUUACUAACAUUACCAUCACUAAUUCUCAUAGAUUUCUGAGCAAUGAUGCUAUGCAACUAGAAGCUUUUUUUUUUAACCAGUAAACUUUGAUUAUAAUGACUAUAUGAUUGUAUUGAUCAGACUGCUCACAGUUUCAUAAGUCAUUGAGAUAUUUAUUGUAUGGGCAAUGUAAGCACAUGUAUUUUUACAAAAUGUCAGAGUAUUAGUGAUACCAAAUGCAAAAGCUCAUCCAAAACAUUUUUAAUUUUCUUGAAAUCCUAACAUGUAGCUGAUGAAAUGAUUUGAAUAUGGAUGAUAAGCUCUUGUAAAGUACUUAACACUGAAAUCUGAGUCAAAAGCUCUAUACUCUGUUGUGUCAGUGACCUGCUGUAUUAAAAGUGUCAGUGGUGAGCAUCUUUGAAAGCUCAUGGCUUCUGAGAAAAAUGCAUUUCCAUGACAUUUUGAUUUAAAUAACUUGCACACUCCAUACUUGUCAUAGUAGAAGAGUGUCAAGCUUUAUGAUGGUCGAUUUUUUUUUUUUUUUUUUUGUACCAGGACUGUGCGGUCUUUAAUUAGUACUCACUCUGAUGCCAUUAUGUCCUUUGCCACACUGCAUGCAUAGUUGCAUUCUAAUUAUAGAAUCAGGAGCUUCUGCUUGAACAAAGUUAAUGACUGAAAAGUAAGUUUGAAUUAACAGCCUAGAGAUGAUGCGAUGUUGACAGUGAUAUCUGCAUUUAUUGGGUCAUAAAUCUUUGUUGUUUUUGGAUAAGGGCUUUAAAGCAUAAUAAUUGUAAGAAUAUUUUUUCUGAUUGAGAAAGUUGAUCCAGCACAGAAAAUGAUAUGCUGCACAAAGUUGGUGCUGUGGAUAGCAGGGUCAAAUAAAGCUGCUUUGAUAGUGUGAUGUCUCUCAUGAUAGCUGUUUGUGACCCUUUCAAAGUUGUACAAAAAAAGCAUAAAAGAAGUUAUUUACUCUGUUAAAAGAUCAUCAUCAAUUGAUUUCCCGUUAGAAUAACAAAGGUUUCACUGUUAAAAAAACAAGUCGUUUACAAAAUCUGGCAAUAAACAGGAACAGGUAGCCGAAAGAAUAACAUUUAACACCUUGUCUAAUCAUUGUCAUUGGGCUGUUAUUUACAGUAUCUAACCUUUGUUACUGUCAUAGCAGUCUCAUUUUUUGGUCUAUUGUAAUUGCUCUUCAGUUUCCAUGUUUCUCACCAUUUUAUCGGCUUGAUUUUCUGUUAAAAUGUAUUUUUGCUAUUUUUUCGAUUUUUUUUAUUUUUAUCUUCUGCUUCAUUUUGCUUAUGUGUGGUACAACAUUUGUAAAAUACAAGAAUCUGCCCUUGUGUUUCAUAGGCAUUUCUCAUACCUUGGCAGAAUUUAGUUUGCCAUUUUACUUUCAUCAUAUUUAAAUAGGCUGUUUCUGGUAAUUCUAGGUUUCCGAUCUUGGUAACAACUUGUGUUAAGAAAGAACUGUUAAAAUAUUUGUGAUCAGUGUAGCAUUAAUGAUUUCUUUCAGUAUCAGAUUCAAGCAUGCAGGCUGCUUUGUGAUUAUUCUUUUAACUUAACGUACCUGUCAGUAGCUUUCCAAUCAAAAUCCAUUAGGCAGCACUUUUGCAUGUGUAUAACAAUGAUGUGGAUAACUGGAUUUUUUUUAAAAUUGACUUUCUGUUUGUGCUUAACAGAAAAUAAAGAGUAGAAUGAAUUUGUGUGUGUGUAAUUGUCAAUUACAAUUUUGGUUAUAUAUUUUUAUUCAUAUGUAUUUAGAAUUACGUAACCUAAUCUUGAGUUAUUAGAAAAAAACGAUGUACAUCUCUUUCAAAUUAGCAAUGCCUUAUUACUAGUCUAACUGUGCUUUUAAAUGCGCUUUCAUUAGAUAUAAUUAGAUCAAAUAAAGCUGAAUAGAUUUUAUAUUUUAUAUUGUUUUCUUUUUUUGAAGGAGGAAGAUACUGUAUAAAAAAUUUCAAGCUAGAUUAGCUCGUGAUUGUGACAUUUCCUUUGCUUUGGUGGUAUAAUGCGUUUUCCACCAAGACAAUGAAGAGCAUAAUUUGCAAGUUUGAAUCUUUUCUUCAUUGAAUAUUCUUCCUCUCUGGUUGUGUCUUCAGUAUAUACUGUUCUAAGCUAGGUUUUGUGAUAAAGCAGUUGUUUGGUUUGUUUGUUUUUUUUUUUGUUUUUGUUUUUUGUUUUUGUUUUGUGCUAUUGUGAUGUUAAAAAAAAUAGUGGAUGAGAAGGGAGAGAGAAAUUUUUGUACAAAUUUAGACUGUUUUAGUAAUACAGGAUUUCAUUGUUAACAAUGUGAACAUUAGCUAUAUCAUUCAUCUUGGCUGUUUCGGAUGGAGGAAGAGUUGUAAAAUUUGCUUAUACUGUAUGAUUAUUAACACUGUUUACAGAAACAAUACAUUUUUUUGAUCAGUCUAAAGUGUGAUUAUCAGUCUAUAGAGAAAGAGUUUGAAACCGUCUCUUAGUAGAUUAACCGUGAUUACCUUCACACUGCCUAAUUGUUUAAUAUCUAGUAAUCAACUGAGCUGCGAAAGGCAUUAUGUAUAGACAUUACCUUUGUAUAACACAUUUUUCAUGGUGUUGGCUUCAUCAAGUAAACUUCAUGAUUUAAACAAAAUCACUGCACUUUGAUGGAGAGAGAGAGGGACUGCUUAACAUUUUGCUUUUUUUUUUUUUUAAAGGGCAGUGUAUGAUCUCUUUGCUAGCAUCUGAGCUUCAUAGUGCAAUGAUGUAGAUCAAAUCAGUUCUGCGUGUACUACAGCCUAACAUGUAUGUUGUUUUGUUAUUUUUAAGAAUGAGUCAUAUUUCAGAUAGGCAGCAGAUGCCCACUUCUAAAAUAAAUGCCGUUGUCGAGCUCACACUUUUUAAAAAGCUGAAAGAGGUUUGGUUGCAAAUAUAUAUGAACCUUACCAAUUUCUUUAUACUUUGCAAAAGGUCUGUGAAUAUUCAGACAUUUUUUACGCGCCACUAUGUUCUUUUUCAAAAUGCAUCAGAUCUUAUUGUGUUACUGGGUGAGACGAGCAGAGAAGAUUAGUUAGGAAGUUCCCCUACACGUAGAAAUAAGUCUGUGUGUGUGGCUUAGUGAAGCUUAGUCCAGAUUUUAAUUCAGCCAUCUGUUUUGUCUCAUGCCCUGGCUUUGGUGUAGCAAUCAUUAUUAUUUCUUACUGUGCAUUGACAGUUACAUUAAAUUGUUCCGCAGAGUAACAUCUGCUGCUGGAAUUAAUAUAUGGUCUCAGUUUCUAGUCUGCACUCUUGAUGAAAUUCUUCUUUUAUCUAAAGUGUUGAUGCAUUAUCUUUAAUUAAAACAAAUGAAACCUUGAGAUCAGAGAAAAAAAGAAAACUGGAUGUGUACAUACUGUAGAUUUUUUAUGGAUUCUAUGAACACACACACAAUAGCUUUAUAAGGUGCAAGUUAAUAUUUGUAACUAAUAAUUAAACUGUUAAUAAAUGGCUUGUUUUGCUGCCCAGUAUACUCAAAUAAUAGACCAGAAUACGAGCAAGGUCGCAUAUCAUAAUACUGAGGGUGACUCGUUGGCUAUUAUAUAAAUUUUCUCACUUGUAUUAUUUAGUUUGUGCUUUAUUGAAAUUUUGCAGCAAAUCAGUGGUUGUGUUUCUGUAUUAGUGCUGUGCUUUCUUAUAUGUAUCAAUACAUACUUGUUACCUUCCAUACAUUCCAAAGUUGUAUCUUUGUAGAAAAUAUUAAUAAUCUAAUUUUUGCAGAAAUAAAGUUGUAAGCUAUAAAA
Messenger RNA from Pomacea canaliculata, 6674 nucleotides. RefSeq names its product MAGUK p55 subfamily member 6-like. The transcript is spliced from 16 exons. Gene Ontology annotation, cellular component: cell-cell junction; plasma membrane. The record is from RefSeq and is a predicted model, not a curated record. Lineage: Eukaryota; Metazoa; Mollusca; Gastropoda; Architaenioglossa; Ampullariidae. The coding region runs from base 352 to 2064 and encodes 570 amino acids. Gene Ontology annotation, molecular function: protein binding.